Molecule: messenger RNA, 1290 nt
Organism: Talaromyces marneffei
Lineage: Eukaryota; Fungi; Ascomycota; Eurotiomycetes; Eurotiales; Trichocomaceae
Exons: 4
Coding region: 1-1290 (429 amino acids)
Biological process (GO): translation; maturation of SSU-rRNA from tricistronic rRNA transcript (SSU-rRNA, 5.8S rRNA, LSU-rRNA)
Cellular component (GO): cytosolic small ribosomal subunit; ribosome
Molecular function (GO): structural constituent of ribosome
Source: RefSeq, a predicted model, not a curated record
AUGAGCAGCACGACCGGCUCAAGUGAGGCCGCCCUCCACCAACGCCAGAAUGAACCCAACAGCAAAGAACAAAUCCAAAAACAACGCAUCGUAUCCCACAUGAACAGCGACCACCGCGAUAGUCUUUCCAUGUUUCUCGUCAUAUACAACAAAGUCCCCUACACCCAAGCGCAAACCGCCCAAAUUGAAGAAAUCCGUUUGUCUGGCAUGACCAUCUCCACUGCCGAUUAUCCCGACCGCGCAAAAUCGUCACGGACGAACUUCUUUGUGCCAUUCGAGCCGGCAUUAAACGGGUACGAGGAGGCUAGACACAAGGUCGUUGAGAUGCACAAACACUGUCUAAAGACGCUGGGUCAAUCAGACAUCACGAUCCAGGAGUACCGACGGCCCAGAGGUUUUAGUGCAUUCAUGUUUACCGUUUGUCUGGUGACAUUCAUCGCAUUCUCGCGCCGAUCGAACUUUCAACCUGGUUCCGAGCUAUACUCGCGUUUACUUCAGUAUGUCCCCGACUUCGCGACGUUUUGCUACAAGAUUCAGCCGCUGGUUAUAGGCGGCACACUGCGACCACGAAAUUCAAGACCCGUCCUCAAUCGACUAUCUCGACCACGACAACUUAACGACAUCCCAGCGCGCUGUUCCGGUGAACGACCACAACUAUUCGAGUGGUCCUGUUUAUCAAACGCCAAUAUGGGUAUUUCUCGUGAUUCCCGCCACAAGCGCUCGGCCACCGGUGCGAAGAGGGCCACCUACCGCAAGAAGAGAGCUUUCGAGAAGGGUCGUCAGCCAGCCAACACUCGUAUUGGCCCCAAGCGAGUUCACCUUGUCCGCACCCGUGGUGGAAACACCAAGUACCGUGGUCUCCGUCUCGACUCCGGCAACUUCUCCUGGGGAUCUGAGGGUAUCUCCCGCAAGGUCCGCGUGAUCGUCGUCGCCUUCCACCCUUCCAACAACGAACUCGUCCGUACCAACACCCUCACCCGUUCCGCCGUUGUCCAGGUCGACGCCGCCCCCUUCAGACAAUGGUACGAGGCACACUACGGCCAGCCCAUUGGCCGAAGACGCCAGCAAAAGUCUGAGGUCGCCGAAGAGAAGAAGAGCAAGAGCGUCGAGAGCAAGCAGGCUGCCCGAUUCGCCGCCUCUGGCAAGGUUGAGAAUGCUUUGGAGCGGCAGUUCGAGGCCGGUCGUUUGUACGCUGUUAUCUCGUCCCGCCCCGGUCAGAGCGGUCGUGUUGAUGGUUACAUCUUGGAGGGUGAGGAGUUGGCAUUCUACCAGCGUGCGAUCAGGAAGUAA